Molecule: messenger RNA, 1513 nt
Organism: Passer domesticus (house sparrow)
Lineage: Eukaryota; Metazoa; Chordata; Aves; Passeriformes; Passeridae
Product: plasminogen-like
Exons: 11
Coding region: 22-1470 (482 amino acids)
Biological process (GO): proteolysis
Molecular function (GO): endopeptidase activity; signaling receptor binding
Source: RefSeq, a predicted model, not a curated record
GCACCCGCCAGCUGGGCCAAAAUGGGGAUUAGCACAGCUGCCUUUCUCUUUCUUUUCUUGCUCAGCUCAGUGAAAGGAGAUAUACUGGAUGACUAUUCAAGAACAGAUGGUGUUUGGAUACUUACACGAAAAAAACAGUUUUAUGAGACAAAUAAUGAAAAAGAAUGUGCAGACAAAUGUGAAGCUGAAAGAAAUUUUACCUGCAGGGCUUUCCUAUUCACCAGGAAAAAGCUACAGUGUUUAACACUGGCUGAAAAUGCUAAAAUGACAGUGACAUUCGCCAGCGCAGACACAGUUCUUUAUGAGAAGAUAAUUUACCUUAUGCAGUGUAAAAGAGGGAUUGGGACAGACUACAGAGGAACAGAAGCCAAGACUCAGAGGGGUAUUCCAUGCCAGAAGUGGGCAGAAAAAAUACCCCACAAACCAAAUUAUACACCUGAAAAACACCCCAGUGCAGGGUUGGAAGAAAAUUACUGCAGAAACCCUGAUGCAGAUGAAAGUGGACCCUGGUGUUACACAACAGAUCCUGCUGUGAGAUUUGAUUACUGUGCCAUCCCAGAGUGUGAGGACCAGUGCAUGCAGUGUAACGGCGAGGAUUACCGCGGAGAAGUUUCCAGAACAGAGUCUGGACUGGAGUGCCAGCACUGGGGUGUCCAAGAGCCUCAUAUGCAUGGAUUUAUCCUGAAACACUAUCCAGAAAAGGACCUGAAGAUGAAUUAUUGCCGCAAUCCUGAUGGUGAACUUCGGCCCUGGUGUUUCACUACCAACCCGAAUAAACGCUGGGAAUAUUGCAACAUUCCUCGUUGCACUACACCCCCAGCAGUCUCUGGCCGAGACUCCCAGUGCCUUUCAGGGAGAGGUGAAGACUAUCGAGGAAGGAUAGCCAUCACCGAAUCGGGCAAUGCCUGCCAACCCUGGAACACGCAGUUUCCUCACAAACAUGGCUGGACUCCUGACAGAUAUCCCUGCAAGGGCUUAGAGGAAAACUACUGUAGAAACCCUGAUGGAGAGAAGAAGCCUUGGUGCUACACCACCAACAGCAACAUUAGAUGGGAAUAUUGCACAAUUCCUCCUUGUGACAGAACAGAACAAGAGAUUGCUGAUGUGCCUGUACUAGUUCCCCUAACAGAGGAGUGCUACCGAGACAAAGGCCAGAGUUAUCGUGGCACAACUUCAGUCACUGCCUCGGGAAAGAAGUGCCAGGCCUGGAGCUCCAUGUUCCCACACAGGCACAUAAAAACCCCGGACAGAUUCCCGGACGCGGAUUUGAGGGACAACUAUUGUAGAAACCCAGAUGGUGACAGCAGCCCGUGGUGUUUCACCACUGACCCCAACACGAUAUGGGAGUACUGCAACCUCAAGAGGUGUGAUGAUCAUGCACAAGAGCCUGCAUCAAAUGCCUCACCUGGAAUGAUGGAACACAACAUUGGCUCAUCUACCUCCACCACAUCUGGUAACAGCUGGCUAUAAGUGUCACCUCCUGUACAGUCUGUGGGUAAAGGAAAUAGCAACC